AUUCCACGUAGAUCGCUGCUCUGUGGUCAGAAAGAAGAAAAAGACUCAUUCGUUUACAAGCGAAACUCGGUCACCAAAACAGCUAUCUUUUCAGAACUAUUGGACAACUUAAGAUGAGUUGUAAUUAAGUAAUUUUUACACUAGAUUUACAUAUUUGAGUUAUCGAAGCACUCUGUAUUUCAGUCAUGGAGCAACCUGCGCCCAAAAGCAAAUUGAAGAAGUUGAGCGAGGACAGUUUAACCAAACAACCAGAAGAAGUCUUUGAUGUUCUCGAAAAGCUCGGCGAGGGGUCAUAUGGCAGUGUGUUUAAAGCCAUCCAUAAGGAGUCGGGGCAGGUUGUGGCUAUCAAGCAGGUGCCUGUGGAGUCCGAUCUGCAGGAGAUCAUCAAAGAAAUCUCGAUUAUGCAACAAUGUGACAGUCCUUAUGUAGUGAAAUACUAUGGCAGUUAUUUUAAAAACACGGACCUGUGGAUUGUCAUGGAAUACUGCGGAGCUGGGUCUGUUUCUGACAUCAUCAGAUUGCGCAACAAAACGCUCACUGAAGAUGAGAUCGCCACCAUCCUCAAGUCCACCCUGAAGGGCCUUGAAUAUCUGCAUUUCAUGAGGAAGAUCCACAGAGACAUAAAAGCUGGCAACAUUCUCCUGAACACAGAGGGCCAUGCUAAACUGGCAGAUUUUGGAGUGGCUGGACAACUCACAGACACCAUGGCCAAAAGGAACACCGUGAUUGGCACUCCAUUUUGGAUGGCACCAGAGGUGAUUCAAGAGAUUGGCUACAACUGCGUGGCAGACAUCUGGUCGCUGGGCAUCACCUCCAUAGAGAUGGCUGAGGGGAAGCCACCCUAUGCAGACAUCCACCCCAUGAGGGCUAUUUUCAUGAUUCCUACAAAUCCACCACCGACUUUCCGUAAGCCAGAGCUGUGGACGGAUGACUUCACAGACUUUGUGAAGAAGUGCCUGGUGAAGAACCCGGAGCACAGAGCUACGGCUACACAGCUCCUUCAGCAUCCGUUCAUCAACAAGGCCAAGCCGGUGAGCAUCCUGCGGGAUCUCAUCACGGAGGCCAUGGACAUGAAGGCCAAGAGGCAGCAGGAGCAGCAGAGAGAGCUGGAGGAGGAGGAGGACAACUCGGAAGAGGAAGUGGAGGUGGACUCUCACACCAUGGUGAAGACCGGCUCUGAGGGGGCGGGCACCAUGCGGGCGACGGGCACCAUGAGUGACGGGGCACAGACCAUGAUCGAACAUGGCAGCACCAUGCUGGAGUCGGACCUGGGCACGAUGGUGAUCAACAGCGAUGAUGAGGAGGAGGAAGAGGACGUUGGCUCCAUGAGGAGAAAUGCUACCAACCAACAAGCAGGGCGGCCAUCCUUCAUGGACUACUUUGACAAACAGGACUCCAACAAGGCACAGGAGAACUACAACCAUAACCAACAAGACCCGUACCUCAUCCCCAAGACCUCCUUCCCUGAAAGCUGGAAAGUGCCCCAAGAUGGAGACUUUGAUUUUUUGAAGAACCUGGACUACGAGGAGCUGCAGCUGCGCCUGAGCGCGCUCGACCCGAUGAUGGAGAGGGAGAUCGAGGAGCUGCGUCAGCGUUACACGGCCAAACGCCAGCCCAUCCUCGACGCCAUGGAUGCCAAGAAACGCCGCCAGCAGAACUUCUAGGCCAGACGCUGAAGAAGAGAAGCAGACUCCUCCCGAUCAUCAUCAUCAUCACCACCAGCUCAUCUGAGCGUCCUCAGACCCAAAGGACUCUGCUCAGUGAAGUCUGCCUUCACAUCUUUAUCAUUUUCUGUUGAGGGGGGAUUUCUGUGACUGACUACUUCAGGUCAUAUUUUGCUAAAUCACUUUAUGAAAACAAUUGUAUUGUAUGAUAUAGUUAUUGUUGUAAUAUACCUUAUCAUGUUAUUUUCCCUCCGAGAAUCUACAUCGGACAUGACCUGCUAUAGCAAUACCCAUUGGGCCUUUCAUAGAUACCAUAUAACUGACAAAAGAAGGAAAGGCUUUUGUGAUUUGACAUACCUACGCUAAGUACAUUAAUGCACAGGGGAAAGUGAAUAUCUGCAAAAAAGAUCAUCGGAUAAUAUUGUAAAUUUUAGUAUCUUUUUACCACUGAUGAAAUAUUUUGAGAAAUGACUUCUCAACCAAAGACAAUCACAUGAAGAGAAUGCCUUAGACUGUUUUCUGACGCUGUUGCGCUGCUCUGUUUGGAAAGUAAAUGUAUUCCAAGUAAUAUAAACCACUUUAGUGGCAUCAUGUAUUAAUCUUAAGACACCAAGAAGUGGACAGAAAACCGUUUUACUCGAUGACUUGACUGCAGCUGCAAGGAGAAACUGAAAAACUCACCAAUAGAAAUGCCCUUCAAGGCCUAAUUUCAAAGUCUGGCCAUUUCUGUUUACAUCUUAGUGAAUGUGAAUAGAUGAUUAUUGUUUGUGUUUUGAUUUCUUGCUUACAUGGUUUGCUGAGAGGAUCUUACCGUUGAAUGUUUUAAAUCAGAAUGUUUAAUUUCCAGUGUGUACAUCCUGAAGUAGAUUCUGGACCUUUCUCUUUUGUUUGGUGAGUCAUGUUCUACUGAACCUCUGGAUUCCACCAACUCUCUCAGGGGCCCAUAGAACACGAAUACCCCCUCUGUUAAAUUGGUAUGGCCCAAUCUGGCUUACUCUCACUUCUGUACUGGGAGAUGUGUAAGAACAAGUUCCACUAUUUAUUUUGCUGACUUUACUGUCAGUAAAAAACUUAACAGACUUCCACGUUCCAUUCAUACAUGGCAUGGUUUGGUGGUGUAGUCACCAAAUGUUGAGUUUCUUGAUUAAAUGUAGGCUUUGCUGAUGAUUGUUUAGUCCAGGGACCAGAGUUCUUGUUUAGUCUUUCCAGUUGUAGCCAAGGGUAAUGGCUGAAACACAAGGACACACUUCCCCAGAAACCUGUUUACUGAGCUUUGACCAGAACAUGUAGUAUGGGUGUUUCUAAGCAUGCCUAUGCUAGUUUGCCCUGUGUGUUGUCUGCACUAUUUGGCUGUCGCAAAGAUUUGAAGGAUGAUGAUAGUUAUUUUAAUUUGUUGGACAGCAUUAAAUGUAAACCACAGGGCCCCCUAAGACCAGUUUUAGUUAUACCACUUUCCUUUUACUUGCUUUGGUGUUGCUAGAAGUUAGCAUGCACAGCACACCUACAUGAAAGUACAUAGCUGCCUUAUGCCUUAUUUAGCUGUCUGCAUUUGUGUUAACAAGUGUAAAUUUUUGUUCCUUUCUCUGACAUGUGCAACUUUUUUCUUACAGAAAACUAAUUUAUUGUUCAUAUGUAAUAUUUUACCAUGUUUUGUAACACCUCCCUAGUAUGGGUUUCAUGAAUAAAGGUCAAUACUAAAUAACCCUAAAUAAAACACCAUCGUUAUCAUU
Clupea harengus (Atlantic herring) is the source of this 3394-nucleotide messenger RNA. RefSeq names its product serine/threonine kinase 3 (STE20 homolog, yeast) (gene stk3). Gene Ontology annotation, biological process: protein tetramerization; signal transduction; protein phosphorylation. Lineage: Eukaryota; Metazoa; Chordata; Actinopteri; Clupeiformes; Clupeidae. Gene Ontology annotation, molecular function: ATP binding; protein serine/threonine kinase activity. Gene Ontology annotation, cellular component: cytoplasm. The record is from RefSeq and is a predicted model, not a curated record.